Myotis brandtii (Brandt's bat) is the source of this 2710-nucleotide messenger RNA. Its product is annotated as ADAMTS-like protein 3. Gene Ontology annotation, molecular function: metalloendopeptidase activity. The record is from RefSeq and is a predicted model, not a curated record. The transcript is spliced from 22 exons. Gene Ontology annotation, biological process: extracellular matrix organization. The annotation marks the transcript as partial. Gene Ontology annotation, cellular component: extracellular matrix. NCBI's taxonomy places the organism in Eukaryota, Metazoa, Chordata, Mammalia, Chiroptera, Vespertilionidae.
GAAUUGUGAGGGGCAGAAUAUUCGCUACAAGACGUGCAGCAACCAUGACUGCCCGCCGGACGCCGAGGACUUCCGAGCCCAGCAGUGCUCCGCCUACAACGACGUGCAGUACCAGGGCCGCUACUACGAGUGGCUGCCGCGGUACAACGACCCCGCCGCGCCCUGCGCGCUCAAGUGCCACGCGCGCGGCCAGACCCUGGUGGUGGAGCUGGCGCCCAAGGUGCUGGACGGGACGCGUUGCCAUAGCGACUCCCUGGACAUGUGCAUCAGUGGCAUCUGCCAGGCGGUGGGCUGUGACCGGCAGCUGGGGAGUCAUGCCCAGGAGGACAACUGCGGGGUGUGCGCGGGCAACGGCUCCACCUGCAGGCUGGUGCGGGGACAGGCCAAGCCACACGUGUCUCCUGAGAAAAGGGAGGAAAACGUGAUCGCGGUGCCCCUGGGCAGUCGGAGUGUGAGGAUCACGGCGAAAGGCCCUGCGCAUCUCUUUAUCGAAUCCAAAACGCUCCAAGGAAGCAAAGGGCAGCACAGCUUUCACAGCCCCGGCGUCUUCGUCGUGGAAAACACGACCGUGGAGUUUCAGAGGGGCCCCGACAGGCAGACCUUCAAGAUUCCGGGGCCCCUGACGGCCGACUUCAUCUUCAAGGCCAGGUUCACGGCGGCCAGGGACAGCGUGGUGCAGUUCUUCUUCUACCAGCCCAUCAGCCACCAGUGGCGGCAGACCGACUUCUUCCCCUGCACCGUGACCUGCGGAGGAGGUUACCAGCUGAACUCGGCCGAAUGCGUGGACAUCCGCCUGAAGAGGGUGGUCCCCGACCAUUACUGCCACUACUACCCCGAGAACGUCAAGCCCAAGCCCAAGCUGAAGGAGUGCAGCAUGGACCCCUGCCCCGCCAGUGACGGCUUUAAGGAGAUCAUGCCUUACGACCACUUCCAGCCUCUCCCUCGCUGGGAACAUAACCCGUGGACGGCGUGCUCCGUGUCCUGCGGGGGCGGCACCCAGCGGCGCAGCUUCGUGUGCGUGGAGGAGUCGCUGCACGGCGAGAUCCUGCAGGUGGAGGAGUGGAAGUGCAUGUACGCGCCCCGGCCCAAGGUCAUGCAGACCUGCAACCUCUUCGACUGCCCCAAGUGGGUGGCCAUGGACUGGUCCCAGAGCCCGGUGGAGGCAAAGCUGCCCUGGCUGAAGCAAGCCCGGGAGCUGGAGCAGACCAGGGUGGCGACGGAAGAACCGACGUUCAUCCCGGAGCCCUGGUCCCCCUGCAGCGCCCCCUGCGGGCCGGGCGUGCAGGUGCGGGAGGACGCAAAGCCGCGGUCUUCAUGGGCCUUCCUUGUCCCUGCUCCUGGGCCAUCAUUGGUACUUGGUGAUGCUUAUCGAAUUGAAGGGACUGACAUCAAAGGGCAACAGUGUCCCAGGACGUGCGGCGGGGGCACCCAGCACCGGAGGGUCACCUGCCGGCAGCUGCUGACCGACGGCAGCUUCCUGACUCUCUCCGAUGAACUGUGCCACGGCCCCAAGGCCUCGUCCCGUAAGUCCUGCGGGGGCACCCAGCACCGGAGGGUCACCUGCCGGCAGCUGCUGACCGACGGCAGCUUCCUGACUCUCUCCGAUGAACUGUGCCACGGCCCCAAGGCCUCGUCCCGUAAGUCCUGCGCCAGGAUCGACUGCCCUCCGCAGCUCUCCGCGGGCGACUGGUCCGAGUGCUCCGUCAGCUGUGGCGUUGGGACCCAGUGGAGGAAGCAGGUGUGCCAGAGGCUGACGGCCAAGGGCAGGCGGGUCCCUGUCAGCGAGGCCCUGUGCAGGGAGCUCCCGGGGGCCCCCCUGGUGCGGUCCUGCCAGAUGCCGGCCUGCAGCACGCCGAAGGGCCCGCAGCUGGUGAGGCGGCAGCAGCCCGCGUCGGUGUCAUUCAAUGCGACUGUCCAUGCCACGAUCGGGAGCACGGUAUACGUCACCAACCAGACGGUGGCCGUCCACCUGCUGUGCCAGCUGGUCGGCCCCGGCGAGGUCACCUACGCAUGGACCAAGGACGGGGUGCCGCUGCAGCCGUCGGAAAAGAUCGUUCUGUCCGGAGCGGGGGUGCUGCAGAUACGGAACCCCACGAGGAGCGAGCAGGGGCUGUACGGCUGCUCCGUGGCCAACCGGCUCGGCUCCGACGUGGCGAGCUCGCCCGUGCUGUUUGCAGAGGCGCCCGUCAUCUUGGUCAGGGGAAGGAAUGUCACCGGACGGGAGCCCGGCCCGCUGACCGUCGUGGUCGGAGGCACCGUGAGGGCGGCCCUGGGGGCGAACGUGACCAUCCAGUGUCCCGUACGAGGCACCCCCCGGCCCGCCGUGAGCUGGGUGAAGAGAGGCGGGCCGCUGGGGGACAACAUCUCCGUACUCCCCAAUGGGUCCCUGCUACUACAGAACGUUUCCCGGCAAAACAAAGGCACCUACGUCUGCAGGGCCUCCAGCGCGCUGGGGAAGGCGGCGGCCGCUUCCGUCCUGCACCUGCUGGAAUCAAACCUGGGACCCCGGACGAGGGCCCAGGUCGGGGAGAAGCCUGCAACCGUGUGUCCCGGACACUGCCUGGGUCGCGCCGUGAGGAUACAGCCGCGUCCCGUCCUCUGUCCACACAACAGCUCCGACCCCCACUGUGAAGACAGGAGAUCCGCCUCUGGGAGGAACUGCUCUGCGGGGGCCUGUGCCGCGUGCUGGAACCUGCACAGACACCCCUGA